Molecule: messenger RNA, 9048 nt
Organism: Planococcus citri (citrus mealybug)
Lineage: Eukaryota; Metazoa; Arthropoda; Insecta; Hemiptera; Pseudococcidae
Exons: 15
Coding region: 704-7723 (2339 amino acids)
Biological process (GO): negative regulation of transcription by RNA polymerase II
Cellular component (GO): nucleus
Molecular function (GO): protein binding; transcription corepressor activity
Source: RefSeq, a predicted model, not a curated record
UGCCAUAGGAGGAGCAGUGUUUGCGUGAUCGUCCUCUCGUGAAGUGCGUGUCCAUCGUUGUGUAAAAAUUUCUUCUUCUACGUUGUGUUUUUAGCAAAAAAAUUAUUAAAAUUAAAGAAAACUAUCCUUUACGUAUUAAAAUUUUCAAAAUGGUGCGUCAUUUUCAAUUUCCCAUUAUUAUUCAUCACUCGGCGUAAAAUUUCAUUAUUCUAUUGUGAUUUUUAAUCUCGAAGUGUCGCUGGUUCGAUUUUAGUUAUUUUAAUAGCAUUUUUACUGUGAUCGGUGUUUGUGUGUGCGGCUAAUUGUGAUUUAUCGUUAAGUGACCACGUAGUCGUGUUUUUUAAAUGUUUAUCGAGUGAAGAAAAAUUUUUAAGAUCAAAUUCGUGAAUUUUAUUGUGUGAUUUAUCGAGUAGUGUUGUGUUCGAAAAGUAAAGUUGUGAAUUUGUACGAGUAUUAGAUAUUCCAAGGAUUUAGUACGAAGAUUACGAGAUUUAUAAUCAGAUGUGUUCAACGUGGAUAUGAAAUAUUGCGCUGACGAAGAGAAUCGCGUGCAAAUUCACUUGUAUCUGUGCGACGAUAAUGUCACGAUUAAUGGUGAUUCGUAUUUUGGAUGAUUGUUGAACAUGAAACCAAAUCGAGAAUGAUGCCUGAAGUGGAUACUAUUGCCAGAAGAUUUUUUUAAAAAUGAUGAUCAUCUCCAGCGAUGGAUGUAAAUAGCGUUUUACAAAGUACGCGACAAUUCUUCCGAGGCAUUCCGUCCAGCAGUCCGGCAAGCGGAGAAUUGGCGCCUGGAGCGUCGGUAGGGUACAGUAGUCCGCCGGUAUCCUCUACUGCCACAUCAAUAGCCGCUCCUCCAUCAUCGGGAGCGGCCGCAGGAUACGGCGCGGCUAUUGUACCAUAUAACGGCGGUGGUCGUUUCGGACCAGUGUCUUCAGGACCUCCGCCACCAAGCACUUGGAGCACACAGCCCCCAACCAGCUCGCACAAUGCCUACCAACAUUUGGCCCCGGUCACGAACGGGCCUCGGUUCACGCAGAGUGUCGUCUCAGCGCCUUAUCAUCAUUUUUACGAACGAUCUCAGCAGAAAGCAUUGCCGUCGACGUCGAAUCCGUCUUAUGUGCCGCCGCAGCACGCUUACGCCAGUCCUUCGAUUACCAGGUUGAAAGAACAAGGCGUUAAUAAUCAAGGCAUGUUUAACAUGGAUUCGAUCGUAUGCCAGCCGAAUGCUAAUUACCCUUAUGGUAAAAAGAGCAAAGCCAAGUCAACGAUGGCUCCUUCAUCGGCCAACGUUUACAAGCAACCUACGCAGCUAGAAGAACAGCGAUAUUUUAAUCAUCAUCCGUCGCCCCCUACUCCGCAUCCUAUGCAUUCGCCUUCGACGGCCACCAGAGUACCGGCGGUCUUGCCUCAUCAUGCGGCUCUGCCAAGUCAUCAAAGGCCGCCGGAGAUGCCGCCGAUCAAUCAUCAGUCUUUUAGUCAUCAGUCGGUCAUCGAACAAAGAUAUCAGCAACAGGUCAGUUACCAUGCGAGCAGCGUAGUUCGGACGUCGACGUCGGAGAAAGUAACCAUCGGAGGCGGAGGUGGUGGCGCGAUCGCGAACCAACCACACGGCGGCGGCGUCGUCGCCAAUAACAAUACCAUCAGCAACAACAUUGCCAGCAAUGCUUCAGCCGGCAGCGAACCGGUUGACGUACGAUACUACGUAAACCGACGUAUCGAAACGACCGCUUUGCAAGCGUCGCCAGCCAUUACAAAGCGCGACUCGCCGCUCGACCUGUCAGUCAAGACAAUCCGGCAGUCUGCUGACUCGACGGCGCACGACGAUGCCGAAAGUAUGGCCGCCCUGUACAACCAUCACCAUCACCAUCAGCCGCAUCCGCAUGCGCAUCAUCCUCAUCAUCAUAUGCAACCAAACACUGCCCCAGCCGGUUACGCGCAACGCGAACAUGGUCCUCCGAUGCGGCCUCCUGGCGCACUUCCGGCCAGUCAUCUGGCCCAGUUACCGUACGCGGCUUCGGCGACUUCGGCCACAGCUGCCGUCUCGUUACCGAAUAUUCGCUCACAUUCCAGCUCGUCGUCGUCGUCAUCUGUGGCUGCUUCGGCGGCCGCGGCUGCGGCAGCCGCCGCAGCUGCAGCUGCUGCCGCGUUCAGCGUCACUCACCAGCGUGCGUCACAUUACCCUUCGCCAUCGCAGCUGCCUCCUAACGCUUCUCCGGUCGUUUACACGCCCGAAGUGGCGACUCCUUACUGGAAUGGGCAAAUGCAGGAGCACCACGAUAAAGCUGUAGCCUUCGCUCAUCCGCCAUUAUCGGAGUACCGGCGCGAAAAGACCACUUUUUCGGUAACCAUCGAGAAAGAACAGCAAAUACACCGGACUCAGGUUAACGCCGAAGUCAGCUCGAUGCGGUUCUCGUCGUCGCACCAGUUCUACCAACACCCGAACGACAUGGCCGCUGGUAAAUUGAAGACAUCGUCGUCGCCGUCUUCCUUACCACCUUACAGCAAUUUCGCCAGCUUGACCAAUGCUCAAACGAAACCACCUCUGCCAGCAAGUGCUCUUUCUCCGACACCUUCGCGCAAACGAAAAGCUGUCGAAGCUCCGGCGCCACCUCCUCCGCAAAUAAAGAAUCCUCGAGUAUCGCUCGGAUGGCGAGAUAACAUCAAUAAAGAAAUCGAGAACCGUCUGAAUGCUUACACGACGAUGAAAGCGCGCGAGCAGCAAGAACGAGAAGCAUCGAAAAGCGGCCCCAGCGCCGUUGCCAGCCCCAGCCCUAGCGAGAGUUACCGUGAUAUUGUGCCUUCGACGGUGGCAUCUCCGUCGCAGCAUUGCCGCCUGCCUCAGGCUACGCCUUCGCCUCAGCCGCCGGCAGUAGAUAGCGUCCUGAGGACGAAUUUAGAAAGAGAUCGCGAUCAUAGAUCUCCUAUCGGUGCCACCCCAUCACCACCUGCUGCUUCGUACGCAACAGCAACUAGUAAUACCAACACUCAGUACCUGCAGGAACAGCAAAAAGCUCAGCAUAAGUUGCCUGUGCUGCCGAUUCAUCCGUAUUCGCAGUGGUACUCUGGGCAGCAAAGAGCUCCGGCUAAUUCGGCCAUGCAAACGUUCAAGUCACCGAGAUCCGAUUCGCAUCCGGCGUAUCCGAAUCAUCACGCUGUUAAAUUUAGUAAAACUAGCUUCGAAACCAGAGAUCUUAAAGUUAUCGAGAAAGUCGAACUGAAGCACGAACAAACUCCUUUGCCACCUUUCCAAGCUUUCUCGACGAUACAAAACGCCAACUCGUCUAAUAACGCCCAGUUCAUGAAUGAACGAAAGCGCAAGAGCGAAGGUGUUGAUGUUGCUGUUGCUACGAACGAUAAGUUCGAAGUGAUGGAAAAUGUCGCUGAUAAGAAGACGGACGAUGAAGAUGGUCAGUCUCGUGCGGCUUUGAUGGCUUCGGCUUUGGCUCAUCCGAGGAUUAGGACGAAGGCUGAAUUGAAACAGGUCACACCUGUGGAUAAAUCGAAAGAUAAGGUGAACGCGGAAACAAACACGACCGUUGUUAAGUUACCAGAAGCUCAAAGCAACAAGAAAUCUAGAUCUCAUUUCGAAUCCGGUCCGAAAUUAUUCGCCAAUGCCAAAGGAUUCAGUAGUUCAGAUUCGCAUCAUGUCAAUAAUACUCGAACAUCGUCGAGUAAUUUCGAUCCGGAAGGUGAUCUUUUAUCUCCAGAGUCGCCGUCAAAUCUGGUCAUUGAUUUGGGCAAACAAUUCUCACCUCGUAAAAGAUUGCUCAGCAGAAGUGAACGGAACGGUAUUAAUGUGCAUCGAAGCUCAUCGGAAACUACGGUCUUCGAUUUCAGAAGCAGCGAUUCCGAAGACGAAAGCAACGUCGCCGAUGUGCAUAGCUUGAACGAUAUGCGAAAGGAUAGAAAAACGCGUACACCACCUUCGGGUACCGUUACGCCGCCGACCGUUAUCGACCAACUGAACGACGAUUUCUCGAUGGACGAUUCGAAAUGGCUAGAAGCGUGCGACGAGCUCAUCCAGCAGUUCAGUAACGGUGGCCAAAAGAAACGAGGUCGUAAGAAGAAACCAGCCCCUAAACUAUCGACCACCGAAGAAGAUCCACCAGCUCCCUCGCUGCUUCCACCUCCUCCUCCAGCCCCACCAGCCAUACCACCUGCCCUAUCUGUUUCUAAAAUGGACACCGACUCGAGCAGCGACUCGGACGACGAUAAACCAUUAAUACGCAGCAAAAUUAAAAAAGAAGUCAUUUACGACGAGUCCGAUGAUGAUGACGACAACGCUCCUCUUAAACCUGCACCGAUUCCAGUCGCUCAUAGGAUUAAAAAAGAACAAAUCGAAGAAGACGAUCGAGAUUCGUCUAAAAGCGAAGACGAUAAACAAGAGUCCGAAGAAGAAGACGACGAUGAAGAAGUCGAGGAUGAUGAUGAUGAUGAAGACGAAGAAGACGAGGAGGAGGAGGACGAAGAAAGUGACCAGUCUACCGAUUCCGAUAGCAGUUACGAGGCAGUCAGGAGGAAAUCUUUGAAAGAUACCAGAGGCAGAAGGAAGCUUAAUGGGGCGAUCGAGACGAGAGACCAGCGUAGCAAUAUCGGUACAACUCGAAUACGAAUACAAAACUCGCUAGAGGAUAGCUCGGCUGCUGAAAGCUCCGACACAGAUGACAGCUACAAAGCUCCGAUCAAAAAGACACCCUCGAAGAAAGCCAAAGUCGUGAUGAAGAAAAAGAAGAAGAAAGUACCCCCUAAGAAGAAGAUAAUCACUCGCAAGAAGGGUAAAAACAUCGACCCGAAGCGUGAAAAAGUACGUCACCGAAUGCUGAGGCGAAUGGAAACUCGUAAAUCUCGUCUGGAUGCUUUGAAAGCCACCACCAAAUCAGGCCAGAAGACUCGCAGCGAUAGCACCACUUCCGAAGAACAACAGCCCAUCAUGACACGUAAGAUGACCAGACAAGAAUGCCAAAGAGAAAAAUCACGACUGGAAGAACAGCGCAAUAAGAAACCCGCGAUUAAAAAACCCAUCGUGGAUGAGAAAUCCAAAUCGAAAGAUAAAUCCUCCCCCGACAAUAAACCAGAAGAUAAAUCUAAAUCGAAAUUGGAUCGUUCGAAAGAUGACAAUAAAUCGACCAAAGACAACAAGUGCAAAAAAGACAAACCAGAAGAGAAACCCAAACCGAAGUUGAAACCGAACGAGAAAUUCAAAUCGAAAAAAGACGACGGUAAAAUCAAAUCGAAAGAUAAGUCUUCGGACGACUCCAGUCAAAAAACCACUCCAGCUAAAUCCAGCGAUGACAAAACACCCUCUAAAUCUUCUACCAAAGACACGCCGACCAAACAAUCCAUCAAAACCGAACCGAAAACAUCUCCUGUAUCGAGUAAAAAAGACAAAAACGCUGAAAAAAGCUCCUCCAAACAGAGCGACAAAAACAAAAAACCAGUAAUCAAAACCGAGCCCAAAGAUCAACCAGUCGAAGACGUCACCAGACGCAGUCUGCGAUCCAGAAAUAUCGUAGUCGACGAAAAAAACUCUUCACCGGCGAAAAAACCAUCGCCAAAAAAGUCCGAAUUAGCCAAAACAAAAUCGCCUCUCAAGUCAAAAAACGAGGAGCGCAAAAAACCGCCCCCAGCUCCACCACCUCCCGAUAUAAAACCGCCAAAACCGCCAACGUGGGAAGAAGAACUAUUUAAUUACAAGUAUUCGCUGAGAAUGCCCGUUAAACUAAUCAACAUAGCGAAACCUCCCAAUUGGCCGAAGAAUAACGGAGGAGCUAGCUCUUUACCUGAUCUGGAUCGUAGCGAAUCCGAUUCAGAUUUAUUGAACGAUUGCCCCAAAGAAUCCAAAACGUCGCCGAAGAAACGUAACAAAGACGAAUCCAAAGUAUCCAACACCAAAGAAUUCAAAGACAGUGUGAAAGUGCUCAAGGAGAAAUUCGAUAAGAAGAUCGAAGAACACAAGAAGAUCGAAGAGGAGCAUAAGGUUACCAGCCUUACUCAGCUCAUGAUCGAGAAUAAAAUCAAAAUAAUACCCAAGUCGUCCGAUGGGCCCGAACUUCUGCCUACUCCUAGUUUGGAUAGUUUGAAGACCAAGUUGAAUAGUAAAAAUGAUCCGGCUAGGAAGAAUAACUCGAGGAAAUCGAAAGAUUCAGCCAAGACGGAUGACGAUGAGAAGGAGGAUAUUGUCGAGGAUUCGUUGAUCGGAUAUUUCCGCAAAGAAACGGUGGACGUGUUCAAGGAAGUAUUCGAAAAACACCAGGUCGCCAAUCAAUUCAAAACUGUGAUCUUGGAAUCUCGUACGCGAACGCAAACGAAAGAAAUGAAGCACAACGCGACUCUAAAACAAGUGUUCGGCUGUGACAGACCAGCUUCAGCGCCUCCCGUCAGCGACACGACUAUCGAGGACGACGACGUAAUACGGGAUAAAAAAGUUAAAAAUUCAACCAACGGAUGUCUAAAAGGGUGGCACAAAAGUUUCGCCAAGUUGAAAUUAUUAAUGGAGGAAGAAAAGCGUCGCGGAGACGAGAAGAACGGCUGCAAAGAUUUCGAAGAUACGGUGGAUUUCGUGUAUAGAGACGCGGCGUCUUUUACCAACGACGACGCUGCCAGCGUCGCAGUCGCCGUCGCCGCCGUCGAAAACUGCAAACAUAAUAACGAAACUGAAAUUGAAAACGUCGUGAAAAGAAAAAGCAGAUCGUUUCGAAGGAAAUGUCGUUCGUCCGGCUUCGAUUACAUUCGCAAGAAGAAGAAACAGAAGAAAGAAGAUGACGACGAAAUCGACGACAAAGAACGUAAAAAGCCUGUAGCCCCUAUCCGACCAACUCCGGAAUCUAUCGAGGAUAUUCAGAAUGAAAUCAAGUCAUGGGUGGUCAAUAAAGGAAUCGGAGAGACUGUGUUACAUAAAGCUGCCAGAUUGGGAUAUUCGGAUAUCAGUUCGUAUUGCUUGGAAAAGAUGAAUUGCACCCCAUCUCCUACAGAUAACGCCGGAUACACUCCUUUACACGAGGCUUGCACCAGAGGUCACCUAAAAAUAGCCAAAAUGUUGCUCAAAUACGGAGCUGACGUCAGUGCCAGUGCCAAAGGCGGAAUCAGACCGUUACACGAGGCUGUGGAACAUGGUAACGUGGAAUUGGUACGAUUGCUUCUGGCCUACGGAGCCGAUCCUCUGCUUUCAACUUACGCAGGCCAGACACCCUUAUCGCUAGUCAAAGAUGAGCAAGAUGAUUUGAGGGAGUUUCUCAUGCUGUAUUUGGCUGAUAUUCAAGGCAGAACGUCGAAACCUUGGCCUUUCUUAGGAUACAACAAUAUUGACGAAGAAAACUGCGGCUACGAACCGUUAACCGAUUGCCCUCCGUCUUCGUCACCCGAUCACGUGACCAGUCUCGAAUUCGAAAUCAGCGAUACCCCGUUACCCACCUUAUACCGGUUCAAAAACGAACCCGAAUUAUGGAUGCUGUGCUCCGAUCUACCCGCAAAGAUACGAGACUCGAUCACUAAAAAGAACCAACAACAGCAACAAGAUCACGACUCGAACUCAGCAUCUCACUACGUCACCAAAAAACUCACUCGAGCCGAAUUCGAAGAAAACGUCGAAUACGCUUCCUUCUUAGAUAAUAAAUUUUCGCCCAAGACGAGCAAAUCUAAGACCAUCCAGUACACAAUGGUCAAAUACAACGAUAAAUUACUAGCUGCCUUGAAUAUACAAAAAUUAACCAUGUCGUUCAGUUGACCUUAGAUUUUUUAAUCUAUAAAAAUAUUCACACUCCAUCCUCCCCCCACCCUUCCUUCUUUGUUAAAAUACCUAGAGUAUAUUUUAUUUUUUUUUUAGCCAAAUUUUUUAAUACUUUUAUUCUACUAUGAACCGGUCGAGCCGGAGGGUUUUAAGAGUAAAUUUUUACGAAUUUUAACUUUGCUCAAUAAUUUCUCGCCGAAAGGGACUUCCUCAUUGAUUUUUUUGUGGAAUCGAAAGACUGAUUGUUGUGUAAAGGUCGUAAUAAUUAAUUAACAAUUUUUUUCCUUUUACUUUUUCUUCUUUGAUAGAAAAUUUUAUACAAUUUGGUAGCUCGUGUGUGGUUUUUUUCUUCGAAAAGAAAGCAGUGUUACCAAUUCCGAUAAAUAACGGGUUUUCCAAAUUUAGAACAAAUUAUGUCUCGAUGAGUGAUUAAUUAAAUCUAGUUAAUUAGUUGUUUUUUUUUCGCGUUGAGAAUCGCUCUUAAGACAUGGAUUUUAUUAAGCUAAUUGAUUUUUUUUUAUUUUUAAUUUUUUUUAAAUGUUUGUAUAUAAAAGUUACGUUUUGAUUGUGUAUCUAUUAUUGUUGAAUUGAGUUUAUUUUUUUUUUUUUUGUAUAAAAUGUAAAUAAUUUACAUUUUUUUUAAAGAUUAAAUUUACUCGAGUAGGAUUGUAGUUUUUAGGUACCCUUUUGAUAAGGGUUUUUGUUUUAUUAUUUUUUUUUUAAAUAAUUUUUAAUUUUUUUUAAAAUUUGUGUUAACUGUGAUCUCUUUUUUUUUCUUAUUUUAUAAAGUACACGCAAAAAAUUGCCGCAGUGUAACAUUCCUUUCUUUUUUUUUCGUUUUGAAAAUGAAUUUUUGAUCGAUCAUGUAAUUGUAAAUACACUAUUUUUUUUUUCAUUGUAUUUAUAAUGACUGAUCUCAAUACCUGUUUUUGAAAAAUGUUCCAUUUCUGUUUUUUUCUUGUUUUUACAGUGUCAGUAAUAUUUUUUUUUGGCAGAUUUGAUUUUUUAAUUACCACAAUAUACCUAUAUUUUAAAAGGUGCUAUGCUUGCAAUACUUUUCACUUGUACUGUAUUUUUAUUUAAUUUUCUCUCUAUAUUUUCUUCUUUUUUCUCUUUUUUUUUGUUUUAAAUAUGUUUGUGUGUUUUUUUGUAUAAUUGAAGCUUUUUUCUCUUGUGAAUUUGUAUUUGUGCAAUUUGUUGUAAAUUGUAAAACCGUGUGCAAUUUUUUUUUUUCGUUUGUGUAUUUAUUAUGUUUUUUCUUUUUUUUUCUAAUGGUUAAGAAUUUGUUUAUGUAUUAACAAGAAUAUAUUGUUUUUAAAUAA